GACCAAUCGGAAGUGGCUGAGGAAUCUGGCGUCUGUGGGACAGAAGGAUGACGACGAUGGGAUGCUACCGGAAUGCUAAAAUGAAUUUCACACAGUGAGAGGAAAAAAAUGGAGCGUAAGAUGACCGUGUUCCACAUUCCAUGGCGUAUUGUGGUAACCACCACACCUUGCGAGUGGACUGUUUGACGGCAGCCGCCAUCCUCAGGCCAAGAUGGCUGACAGCGUGAACAAGCUGCCCUUCUUCUACGGCAACAUUACCAGAGAAGAGGCGGAGGGUUACCUGCAGCAGGCAGGUGUGGCAAGUGGCGUGUAUUUGCUACGGCAAAGUCGGAACCACCUGGGAGGCUUUGCCCUGUCCGUGUUGCAUUCCAGUCGCUGUUACCACUACAACAUUGAGAGAGAAACGGAUGAAACGUAUGCUAUCGAUGGUGGGAAGAGCCACAGCAGCCCCAUAGACCUGAUCGACUACCACACCCAAGAGUUGGACGGCCUUGUGUGUCGCUUAAAGACGCCCUGCAACCGGCCCAAGAACAUGCAGCCCAAGGUGGGGCCCUUUGAGGACCUGAAGGAAAAACUGAUCCAGGAGUACGUCAAGCAGACUUGGAACCUACAGGGUACAGCUCUGGAACAAGCCAUCAUCAGCCAGAGGCCGCAUUUGGAGAAGCAUAUUGCAACCACUGCUCAUGAAAGAAUGCCCUGGUUCCAUGGUAAAAUCACUCGAGAAGGCUCAGAGUCCAGGCUACAAAACGGCUCUCCAACAAAUGGAAAAUUCCUUAUCCGACAGAGAGAUGCGAAUGGAUCCUAUGCUCUUUGUUUAUUACACCAAGGACAAGUCAUGCAUUACCGCAUCGACAAGGACGUGGCUGACAAGUUCUGUAUUCCAGAUGGAAAGAUGUUUGACACACUUUGGCAGCUGGUGGAGCACUACUCAUACAAACCAGACGGCCUUCUUCAGGUGCUGACUGACUCCUGUCCACGGCCUGAUGGAGACACAGAUGUGUUUGGACAAUCGCUGCUGCCUCAUGACCCCUCCGGAUUCGGUUCUUUAAUUAAAAAUGCAGCUGGUGGAUUCUUUUCAAAAAUCAAAAUUGGUCCAUUACCUAGACGAAAAAAGAGCCGAGGAUCCCAACACGAUACCCCAAAUACCCACCCCUAUGAAAUGACCAAUGAUGGAGUAGUAGCCAGAGAGUCCCUACCGAUGGACACUUCAGUAUAUGACAGGACCUAUGCAGAUCCAGACGAGAUCAGGAACUCCACAGUGGACCGGGAACAGCUCUUUUUGGAGGACGAAGAAUUGGGUUCUGGAAAUUUCGGUACAGUCAGCAAGGGCAUUUACAAGACCAGAACGACAGCACAGCCGGUCGCGGUCAAAAUCCUAAAAAAUGACGACGACAGCCCGCUCGUCCGUGAGGAGAUGCUGCGUGAAGCAAGCGUCAUGAAGCAGCUGGACAAUCCGUACAUCGUGCGGAUGAUCGGUAUUUGUGAGGCAGAGAACCUCAUGCUGGUGAUGGAGCUGGCCGAGCUAGGUCCACUUCACAAGUUUCUGCAGAAAAACAAACAAAUAAGCAUCAUAAACAUCACUGAGCUGGUCCACCAAGUGUCCAUGGGCAUGAAGUACCUUGAGGAGCAUAACUUUGUCCACAGAGAUCUUGCUGCCAGGAAUGUGCUGUUGGUCACGCGGCACUACGCCAAAAUCAGCGACUUUGGUCUCUCCAAAGUAGUUGCUGAUGACGAGAACUACUACAAGGCCAAGAGACACGGCAAGUGGCCAGUAAAGUGGUACGCGCCCGAGUGCAUCAAUUACUUCAAAUUCUCCACCAAAAGUGACGUGUGGAGCUUUGGAGUGUUUAUGUGGGAGGCGUACUCGUAUGGAGAGAAGCCAUACAAGGGGAUGAAAGGCAACAAUGUUCUGCAAAUGAUUGAGAGUGGACUGCGGAUGGACGCGCCACCAAAAUGUCCUGAAGAAAUCUACAGCCUCAUGAAGAACUGCUGGAUUUACGACUUUGAAAAACGACCUGCCUUUGCUGUCAUUGAGCCACGACUGCGACAAUAUUAUUAUGACAUUGCACAGUAAAAACAUGAUCGGUUUCGGGUGGAAUAUUGUCACUUUCAGACUUAAUAAGUUUAUGCAAUAAAAAAUGUUCCCUUUAAAACAUUGAAGAUUUUGUGGCGAAUUGAACAAAAUUGACAAAAAGCUGAUUUUUGCUCCUGUUAACAAAACCGCAAAUACUUGAAGGGUCUCUUUUAUCGGCCGAUAAAAGCUUGAAAAUGUAAUAGCGGAAAUUAUCGGUAUCUGUUUCAAAAAGUAAAAUUUAUGACUUUUUAAAACGCCACUGUACGGAGUGGUACACGGACGUAGGGAGAAGUGCAGAGCAGUUGUGUCUCCCAGUCAUACUUGCCAACCCUCCCGAUUUUCCCGGGAGGCUCCCGAAUUUCAGUGCCCCUCCCGAAAAUCUCCCGGGGCAACCAUUCUCUCGAAUUUCUCUUGAUUUCCACCUAGACAACAAUAUUGGGGGCGUGCCUUAAAGGCACUGCCUUUGCGUGCCGGCCCAGUCACAUGAUAUCUACGGCUUUUCACACACACAAUUGAAUGCCAAGCAUACUUGGUCAACAGCCAUACAGGUCGCACUGAGGGUAGCCGUAUAAACAACUUUAACACUGUUACAAAUAUGCGCCACACUGUGAACCCACACCAAACAAGAAUGACAAACACAUUUCGGGAGAACAUCCACACCGUAACACAACAUAAACACAACAGAACAAAUACCCAGAACCCCUUGCAGCACUAACUCUU
Molecule: messenger RNA, 2794 nt
Organism: Entelurus aequoreus (snake pipefish)
Lineage: Eukaryota; Metazoa; Chordata; Actinopteri; Syngnathiformes; Syngnathidae
Gene: syk
Product: spleen tyrosine kinase
Exons: 14
Coding region: 212-2074 (620 amino acids)
Biological process (GO): macrophage activation involved in immune response; protein phosphorylation; innate immune response
Cellular component (GO): cytoplasm; extrinsic component of cytoplasmic side of plasma membrane
Molecular function (GO): non-membrane spanning protein tyrosine kinase activity; ATP binding; signaling receptor binding
Source: RefSeq, a predicted model, not a curated record